Messenger RNA from Labrus mixtus (cuckoo wrasse), 577 nucleotides. Its product is annotated as histone H3. NCBI's taxonomy places the organism in Eukaryota, Metazoa, Chordata, Actinopteri, Labriformes, Labridae. The transcript has a single exon. Bases 109 to 519 code for a protein of 136 amino acids. Gene Ontology annotation, cellular component: nucleosome. The record is from RefSeq and is a predicted model, not a curated record. Gene Ontology annotation, molecular function: structural constituent of chromatin; DNA binding; protein heterodimerization activity.
CCUUGGCCAAUCAGACGAGACCCCGCCUCGGCAGUUCCUUUAUAAAGCCGCUGUUCACGCUCAGGCAGCAUCCGUUCACUGAACACAACCAGAGGACAACCCUGAACAAUGGCAAGAACCAAGCAGACCGCUCGUAAGUCCACAGGAGGCAAAGCCCCCAGGAAGCAGCUGGCCACCAAGGCUGCCCGUAAGAGCGCCCCAGCCACCGGCGGCGUCAAGAAGCCCCAUCGUUACAGGCCCGGUACCGUGGCUCUCAGAGAGAUCCGUCGUUACCAGAAAUCCACCGAGCUGCUCAUCCGCAAGCUGCCCUUCCAGCGUCUGGUCCGUGAGAUCGCUCAGGACUUCAAGACCGACCUGCGCUUCCAGAGCUCCGCUGUCAUGGCUCUGCAGGAGGCCAGCGAGGCUUACCUGGUCGGUCUCUUCGAGGACACCAACCUGUGCGCCAUCCACGCCAAGAGGGUCACCAUCAUGCCCAAAGACAUCCAGCUGGCCAGAAGGAUCCGCGGAGAGAGAGCUUAAUCUGUCUACUGCUCCAAAACACCCACAACGGCUCUUUUAAGAGCCACCACAUUUUACU